This is a messenger RNA of Gongylonema pulchrum, 750 nucleotides long. The record is from the annotation of a GenBank genome assembly. Lineage: Eukaryota; Metazoa; Nematoda; Chromadorea; Rhabditida; Gongylonematidae.
AUGGAUUAUGCAUCACUUCCUCAUCCAUCCCAGCCAGCCGAUGAUGCCGCUGAUGAUAACUUACGUAUUCAGCACUUGUUGACCGCUCCAGAAAUACACACGGCGCAAUCUCCCAGCAGCUCCGUUUUGGUACCACCGCCUUCAUCAUCCUCCUCUACACCCCAGCAUCGUUACCGUCAUGACCUUGUUAUUCCGUCACCAGUUACGUCCACACUGUGCUAUCGUCGUUCUCCAACGUCCAUCGAGCUCAUCAGUAGCGCUGCUACCACAACCGCAACUCGCAACAGUACUGCAGCCACUGCUGCUGCUAUCACUAGUCCACUGUCCACAUCCUCAUCAUACUGUUAUUAUCCACAGCUUUCCGAUCCGUUCUAUGGCGGUUUGCCGAGUUCCUCGGGCGCCGCGUUUGGGUCGACGUGUGGUGCGUUCGAUUCAUUCAACAGUAGCAGUAAUAUCAGUGCUGGGAUUGCAUCGCAACAAAAUUUCCACUGUAUCGGCUCGAUGAAUUUACCGCCACCGUUACCAUUUCUAAAUAUCAUUGGUGAGCAACAGUCGUUGACCAGGGAAGUAAUGGAGGAUUAUUUGAGUAAUCGUCCAAAAUAUGACUGCAUCGUGAGCAUAUUUCAUGCUAAAGUGGCGCAAAAAUCUUAUGGCAAUGAAAAAAGGUGCCAAAAUCUUUCGCGUGGAACCGAAUGGUGCAAAAUUCAGCUUCGAAUGAAGGAGGAAAGUUUAACCGGAGAAUUAUUAUAA